AUGUCAGUGAUGAAGCAUUCAGUGGACCAACCAGUCAUUAAGGAGAAAAUGAAGGCAACGUUCGAGCACUGUCAGAGUAUGCUACACGAUCCAGACCAGUCUUCAGGCAUCCUAGAUGACUUCCCCCAAUUCUUGGAUACACCAGGCUUGAUUAACCAAGACUUCACAAUGCUAUUUGGAGAAGAUGUCUCGGGCAAGUUUAUUGCAAAAUGGCCAACGUUCUACAAACCUAGGAUUAUCACUGUCUGCAAAGGCCUUCGCCCUGGUACUCAUGUGGAUGACCUUCUGUCUGCUCAAGAAGAAUCAAAUGAUUAUGGUUGGGACAGUGACUUGGCAGCUAUCCUCCUGCUCGUUCAUCUCUUGCCUCCAACCGCAAAAGGACAAAGACAUGGGAAAAUCAGUGCCACUGAAGCUACUGACCAUGUGGUCAAGUUCAUGAAGGUGGGGACAAGCAUGGUGACAUUCUUUGAAAGAGUUGGAUCAGCACAGCCCUUCCUCCUCUGUGUUGGACAAAAGAAGAGUAGUAUCCAGAAGUUUUACGUCAUCCUCGAUCAGAAGGCCAUUCCCUCUUUGGCGCAGACAGCUGUGGCUGCCUUCGACGAACUGUUUAAGGCCCACUUCGUCUUUGCUGUAUCCUACGAUGAGGCCUUGUGCAACUUCUACACCUUCAUUCAGACUACAGUGUAUGGGAUUGACGUCGGCACUACAAAAGAGAGUCCACGGGUCAAGGAAAUCCGGGCAAAAGUAGAUCAUCUUGAGGUUUGA
This is a messenger RNA of Perca flavescens (yellow perch), 765 nucleotides long. RefSeq lists its product as uncharacterized. The record is from RefSeq and is a predicted model, not a curated record. The transcript is spliced from 4 exons. NCBI's taxonomy places the organism in Eukaryota, Metazoa, Chordata, Actinopteri, Perciformes, Percidae. The coding region runs from base 1 to 765 and encodes 254 amino acids.